Caenorhabditis angaria is the source of this 996-nucleotide messenger RNA. NCBI's taxonomy places the organism in Eukaryota, Metazoa, Nematoda, Chromadorea, Rhabditida, Rhabditidae. The record is from the annotation of a GenBank genome assembly.
AUGGUACGAAUCAAACAUGUUUCUUUUUGGUUUGAGUUAGCCUAAAUGUCUUUAAUUGUUUUCAGGGAAGAAAACGUUGCGCUGUAUUCACUUCUUCAAAAAAUAGCACAAAAUCAAUUGUUCAUAAACGUCGAAAAAUUAUCGCUUUGGAAAAAUCUCCGAAACUUUCUGUAAGUUCGUCAUGGUUUUGAGCUUCAGGAUCUCUUUCGAUUUCUACAACAUUUGUUGUUUUCAGGAGCUGCCACCAAUUGUUAUCAAUCAAAUAAUAUCAAAUCUUCCACUCGAUGAUCACACAAGUUUUCGGAGUGUUUGCAAAUAUUUUCAUGAAGAAGUUGAAGUUUAUUGGAGAACUCAAAAAAGUUUUUCCAUCCCAAAAAUGUGUCAUUGGUUUCCGAAUUUGGAUGAAAAUCGGAAAUGGAAACUUGAAAAUUUGAAUGGGUUUUCCGAAGAGAUUUCAGCGAUUUUCAAUUUGAUGAGAGUUGGAAGUUUGGAAGUUUUAGAUUUUCGGGGAUUGAAAGCUUUACAUUGGACAACUUUUGUUAAAAGUAUUCAGAAAGUAAGUUGUUUUUUUAGUUAAAAUUUAUGAAAGAGAUAAUUUUCAGUAUACUUAUGAAUCGGCGCCAAAGAUUUUGGAAAAUGUCAAGAAAUUGAACAUUGUUGGAUGUACAAUUUCACCAAAAUCACUUUCAUUAAUAGCAAAAAUAUUGCCGAGUCUUCAAAAUAUUAUUAUUGAUCAAAAUAUGGUUCUCCCGAAAAAUAUGUGAGUUUUGUUUGUGAAUAUAUAUUUUCUCCUUGACCAGAUAUUCUUCCAGAAACUUGGCAGCUUUGAAAAAUGAGCGUUUUGAAAUGUGCCGCUUCAAAACUCUGAAUUAUUAUGAUUAUUCAGUUGAUCAUCGUUUUGCAUUACUCGGUUCAAAUAUUCAUUGGCGAACAAUUUCUUAUUUUUCACAAAUCUUCGCGCAAGUUCAGAAUAUUAUGAUUGAUACUUCCCUAUGA